AUGGAAAUUGAUCGUGAAAAUAAAGAAAUUGAAAAUUUAUCAGGAAAAGUCAAUGAAUUGAGAGUGAAAUUAAGGGAAGAGCAUUCAAAAAGCCAGCAUUUACAUCGUUCAAUUGCAUUCGAUCACAAUAGAUUCAUAGAAUCUGAGAUAUUUACAGAAAGUGAUGUUACUGGUAUUUGCAGUAGAAUUAAAAGAAGAAAGCAUGCAACUGAAGAAGAUUUAAUUAAACUGGCGACUUCUUUCUAUCAAAAUGAAGCUAAUAUAUCUGCAUUUAUGAAAAUAACAGGAGCAAUCAAUGUGAUCGUAAAGGAAUUUAUCGGACAUUCUGAUCGUCAAUUGUUGACAGCACAAGCUCUGUGUAAUUUAAGUCUUUCUGAUGCCUGUUGCUCAAAAAUUGCUACUUUCGCUGGUGCUUAUUUGAUGAUAUAUCUAAGGAAUUUAACACAAACUUCAUUAAUUCGAGUCUGUAUUUGGACACUUCAGAAUCUCGUAUCUUCCAACAAUCACAAAGCACUUGAUAUUUUGAUGUCUCAGGAAUUGCUUCAAAAUACUUUGUAUUUAACAAACACUGGAGAUGUGGAACUUAAGCACGAAGCAAUACAGUUACUAGAUUUGAUCGUGGAAAGGAAAUGGACAUCGUUAGGCAUCGAUGAAAAGGACCAAGUUAUUAAAAGUAUUGUGAGUUAUGUAAAUAGUCAUCCUUUGGAUUAUAAUGCACUUCAGUGUCUGUAUCGUACUGGAUUAUACAUAGAGGGUGAAUCUUUAACUAAUUUAGUAAAUUUGAUGUCAGGAAAUGUCAUUAAUUUGCCAUUUAGUCAUGAUAAUGAAAAGUCUUUCUACUUUAGUGUUAAGAUUUUGUCAAAUCUAUUCAAGCUGGACCCACAUCACUUACCAUUAUUUCUUGAGAUGCUCCUUAAGAAUAACAUAAAAUUGUCAAACAUCAUAAAUGAAGCACUUAAAGUACCUAAGCUCUUUAAUAUUACAAAUGAUUUAAUUCAUUUUGCUGGAUUGAUUUUAACAAGUGAACAACCUGUUGCUUUAAGCUAUUUGGCACAUGAUGAUCUUGUCAAUAAUUUACAAAUACCCAAAAUGUUUGCAUUUUAG
Molecule: messenger RNA, 1104 nt
Organism: Chironomus riparius
Lineage: Eukaryota; Metazoa; Arthropoda; Insecta; Diptera; Chironomidae
Source: the annotation of a GenBank genome assembly